UGGUAAUAUCGAUCCCACCUUUUCUGUUGAUGUAAGUACGAUACGCUUUGUACGGAGACUGACUGUAUCUUUCUUUUUCUCUUUCUCUUUUUUCGAUGACUGCAUAGACUUGUUUCUUCUUGCGACCCUCCGACACAAACUACUACUUGGAAGUUGUACAUACCUCAGUAUAUAAUACCCGACAAAGACCAGAUUUCAAACGCUUCACAACCACACGGAUAUCACCAUCGGAGCAAACGGCAAACAAAAUUCUUACUUGCAACAACCUGGGUGGGGAUCGGAUAAAAAGUAAAGGUCCAUGACUUUUGAGCCGACGGAGAAGGAAACAUCCCACGGAACUCCCCUGCGCGAAGAAGUCCAGGACGAAAGCCGACACGCGACGACUCGGUCUCAUUCAGGACGGGCUUCUGCAUGGUUCGAGGACAACGAGGGCGUUCGUCCUCAAGAAGGUCGAGGGCUUGUCGGUGACGAGAAGAAACCUUCAUGGCACGAAAACGAAAAGGCCAUUGUCUGCAACGAGCGGGACGACGACUGUCAGGAUGAUUAUGGCGCCACGGAUAGUUCCCAUGAGACGUCGGAACUUCGAGAUCUUCGACGACAUCGAUCCAGUCUAGAAUGUCGAGAGAACACGGCCUUGUCUUCGGUCGCCGCGGCCCCAUUCACGCCUUACAGUCUCUGCGACGGCGACCAGGCCAAAAUCCAUUAUCAUGGCUCGGGGGGCUCGUCGACACACCGUCGACGUCAUUCGUCGGGAAGCUGCACAUCCACACUGCGAGAAGUGCCGAGUAACCUUGCAAAUGCGAGUCGGCAGACGACAGAUGGCUAUGGAAACACAUAUCCCGAAGGUGGGAGAGAGGCGUGGCUUUGUGUGUUUGGUUCGUUCUGUGGGUUGGUGGCUUCUCUUGGGAUGAUAAAUACUAUCGGUAUAUACCAGGCGUAUCUCUCGACCCAUCAACUCAAAGACUACUCCGAGAGUACUGUCGGGUGGAUUUUCGGCAUCUACGCCUUCCUGUCCUUCUUCUUCGGCAUCCAGAUCGGACCCAUCUUCGACGCCAAGGGUCCGCGCUACCUCAUACUCUCAGGCUCGGUGCUGCUCACAGCCGCCAUGUUGAUCCUGGGCGUGUGCCGCGAGUACUGGCACUUCUUGGUCACCAUCGGCGUCAUGUGUGGCAUGGGGACUUCGCUCAUCUUCACCCCGGCCAUCGCGGCCGUGGGGCAUUUCUUCCUGCACAAGAGGGGACAGGCCACGGGGCUGGCCGCCACCGGGGGGUCCCUGGGCGGCAUCAUCUUCCCGCUCAUGUUGCAGUCCCUCUUCCCCAGGAUCGGAUGGGCGUGGUCGACCCGGGUCGUCGCCCUGAUCGAUCUGGUCCUCUUCGUUUUUGCCAACUUAUUCAUCAAGUCUCGGCUACCCCCCCGCAAGGCCACCAAGGAGAACAUCCUCCCGGACUUCCGCAUCUUCCGAGACCCCGUCUUCGCCCUGACGACGGCGGGCACCUUCUUCAUCGAGUGGGGCAUCUUCGUGCCCCUGACCUACCUCAGCAGUUACAUGUUGAGUUACGGCACCUCGACCGACUUCUCCUACCAGAUGCUCGCCAUCCUGAACGUCGGGUCCUGCUUCGGCCGGUACUUCCCGGGCUUCGCGGCCGACAAGAUCGGCAGGUUCAACUCCAUGAUCGUCACCAUCGGUCUGUGCCUCGUCACGACGCUGGCCCUCUGGCUGCCGGCCGACGGGUCCGUCCCCCUCGUCGUCGUCUACGCCUUGCUGUUUGGCUUCGCGUCGGGGUCCGGUAUCUCGUUGACCCCGGUAUGCGUCGGCCAGCUCUGCAGGGUGGAAAACUACGGCCGGUACUACGCGACCUGCUACACCGUGGUGUCGUUUGGGUCGUUGACCGGCAUCCCGAUCGCCGGCCAGUUGGUGACGAAAGCCCAUGGCAAAUACUGGGGUCUGAUCGCGUUCAACGGAUGCGCCUACACCGCGUCCCUGGCGAUGUUCAUCGCCGCCAGAGUGGUGGGCGCAGGGUGGAAGGUCAAAAAGGUAUAUUGAUAUCGGUCGAUCCGGAUUAGUAGUACGUAAGUCACGAGCAUUAUACAUACGAGGCGUCGAGCGAUCUUUGUAAAUAGCAUCAUGUAC
Messenger RNA from Exophiala oligosperma, 2131 nucleotides. RefSeq lists its product as uncharacterized. The coding region runs from base 299 to 2044 and encodes 581 amino acids. Lineage: Eukaryota; Fungi; Ascomycota; Eurotiomycetes; Chaetothyriales; Herpotrichiellaceae. Gene Ontology annotation, biological process: transmembrane transport. The transcript is spliced from 2 exons. Gene Ontology annotation, molecular function: transmembrane transporter activity. The record is from RefSeq and is a predicted model, not a curated record. Gene Ontology annotation, cellular component: fungal-type vacuole membrane.